Messenger RNA from Sesamum indicum (sesame), 1972 nucleotides. RefSeq names its product cytochrome P450, family 90, subfamily D, polypeptide 1 (gene CYP90D1). NCBI's taxonomy places the organism in Eukaryota, Viridiplantae, Streptophyta, Magnoliopsida, Lamiales, Pedaliaceae. The record is from RefSeq and is a predicted model, not a curated record. Gene Ontology annotation, molecular function: iron ion binding; heme binding; oxidoreductase activity, acting on paired donors, with incorporation or reduction of molecular oxygen, NAD(P)H as one donor, and incorporation of one atom of oxygen. Gene Ontology annotation, biological process: brassinosteroid homeostasis; brassinosteroid biosynthetic process; sterol metabolic process.
CUAUAUAUAUAUAUAUAUACAUAUACAAAUUCAUUUCCUUAACUUAUUCUCUGUCUUCCUUAACACACACACACACACACACGCAUGCAAAUACAUUUUUCUCAUCGUAAUAGCAACUUAUAUGCUGUCAACGAAUAAUUAUUAGUCAACAAUACAUAUACUUAUAUAUAUAUAUAUAUAUAUAUAUAUAUAGACAGACACACGGGGGCAUACACACACACACACACACAAGGGGAGUGAGAGAAACCCACAAAAAGGGAAAGCAGAAAAAGAGAAGAGAUAGGAAAGAAAUGGAAAUUAUGAUUGUUGGAAGUUUGUUGAUGACAGCAGCAGCGAUCCUGUGCUUGUUUGUGUGCAAGAAACUCAGAAAAAGUGGUCGGAAUUACAGCAGCAGACGAUCAUCAUCAAGACUCCCUCUGGGCAGUCUUGGAAUCAGGCCCUUUGUCGGAGAAACCCUUCACUUCAUCUCUUGUGCUUAUUCCGACAGGCCUGAGACCUUCAUGGACAAACGACGCCGCAUGUAUGGGAAGGUUUUUAAGUCGCAUUUGUUUGGAAGUGCGACAAUAGUGUCGACUGAUGCAGAAGUGAGCAGGAUCAUUCUGCAGAGUGAUGCAAAAACGUUUGUGCCAUCUUACCCAAAAUCCCUCAUGGAGUUGAUGGGGAAAUCCUCCAUUCUGAUCAUCAAUGGCAGCCUGCAGAGGAGAAUUCAUGGCUUGAUUGGCAGUUUUCUCAAGUCUCCAACAUUGAGAUCCCAGGUUACAACAGACAUGCGCAAGUAUGUAAUGGAAUCCAUGGCCAAAUGGUCUCAACAUUCUCCUGUCUACAUUCAGGAUGAAGCAAAACAUAUUGCGUUCCAAGUGCUGGUCAAAGCAUUGAUUAGUUUGGAUGGUGGUGAUGAAAUGGAACUGCUAAAGAAACAUUUUCAACAAUUUAUUGCGGGCCUUAUGUCUUUACCAUUCAAUUUUCCUGGCACUCAGCUUUACCGAUCAUUACAGGCAAAAAAGAAAAUGGUAAAGCUGAUUGAUGGAAUCAUCCAAGCAAAAAGGGAGAGCAACGUUAUUUGCAGUAGUGAUGCAGCAAAGGAUGUGGCAGAUGUAUUGGUGAAAGACACAAGCGAAGAACUGAGUGAUGAUUUAAUUGCUGAAAAUUUGAUUGAUUUAAUGAUUCCUGGGGAAGAUUCAGUGCCUCUACUCAUCACUCUUGCAAUCAAAUACCUGUCUGAUUCUCCUGCUGCUCUCAAACAAUUAACGGAAGAGAACCUUCAAUUGAAGAGGCUUAAGGAGAAACUUGGAGAGCCAUUAUCUUGGAAUGAUUACUUAUCCUUGGGCUUUACACAAACUGUGAUUACGGAAACUCUAAGGAUGGGUAACAUAAUAAUAGGGGUGAUGAGAAAAGCAGUGAAAGAUGUGGAAAUAAAGGGACAUUUGAUCCCAAAGGGAUGGUGUGUUCUUGCAUAUUUCAGAUCAGUUCACUUGGAUGACAAACUCUAUGACUUCCCCUAUCAAUUCAAUCCAUGGAGAUGGCAAGAUAAGGAAAUCAGUAAUUGCAAUUUCACCCCAUUUGGAGGUGGGCAAAGGCUCUGCCCAGGGCUUGAUUUGGCAAGGCUGGAGGCUUCUAUUUUCCUCCAUCAUUUUGUUACUCAAUUCAGAUGGGAAGCGGAGGAUGAUUCGAUUAUCCAUUUUCCCACAGUGAGAAUGAAGGGAAGAAUGCCAGUGUGGGUGAGAAGGAGAAGAUAGAUACACCUCAUCUCCAACAAACCCCCAAAUUUGAAGAAAUUAAAAAGAAAAUUGAGUAGAAGACAAAUUACACUCAUCUCAAGAACCAGACAAGACACUGCACACGUGUGGUGUGCAGUUUGAACUUGAACACUGACAGACAUAUCUUUGUCCUCAUCCAUCUCUAAUUUUUAUUUAUUUAUUAUUAUUAUUAUUCAAUAAUAUAUAUAGAGAGAGACACACACACAUAAUAUAUA